CAUCGCAUCCACAGCCAUCCGAGCGCCUCCGAGAGCAGGAGGUGCUGCGCUGGGCUGCAGGGCGCGCCCUCCAAAGGUCCCCAGCUCGACAUUGGGGGGCCACGGGCGACAGCAUGGACACCAAGCGCUGUUUCGCCAACCGCUUCGAUGACUACCAGGGCAGCCUGCUGGCGGGCCAGUGCGAGGAGGCAGUGGCGCCCUUGGUCACCUCUACCAUCGAACGCAUCCUUCAGGAGCUGCCCCCGCUGGGGGGCGGCGCUGAAGCCCGAGGGGCGACGGCGGCGGGCAGCAGCUGCCAGGGGGGUCUGUAUAGCGGCGUGGCCGGGGUGGCCUACAUGCUCUACCACGUCUCGCAGAGCCCGCUUUUCGCCGGGGCCCGAGAGCGCUACCUGCGCUCCGCCAAGCGCCUCAUCGACGCGUGCUCCCGCUCCGAAGAGUGGGGCGAGCCGGACGCUGACACCCGCGCCGCCUUCCUGCUCGGGGGCGCGGGCGUGCACGCGGUGGCCACGCUGGUGUACCACGCCCUGGGCCGCUCCGACUACGUGCAGCCCCUCAGCAAGUUCCGGGCUCUCUGCGCCGUCUGCGCGCCCGUCUCCUUCCUGGAGUGCGGCUCCGACGAGUUGUUCGUGGGCCGCGCCGGCUACCUGUGCGCCGCGCUGGUGCUCAAGCAGAAACUCGCCCAGGAGGUACUGACCCCAGCACAAAUUAAAUCAAUAUGCCAGGCAAUUCUGGACUCUGGGAAGCAGUACGCUCUGAAGAAGAGAAAACCAUUCCCCCUGAUGUAUUCUUACUAUGGAACUGAAUAUUUGGGGGCAGCUCAUGGCCUGUCAUCCAUUCUCCAGAUGCUUCUUUCUUACCACGAACAUCUCAAGCCUUCAGAUCGGGAGCUGGUGUGGCAGAGUGUGGACUUCCUCAUGGAACAGGAACAGAAUUGCAACUGGCCUCCUGAGCUCGGAGAGACCAUCGAGAGAGAGAACGAACUGGUCCACUGGUGCCAUGGUGCUCCAGGAAUUGCUUAUCUGUUUGCCAAAGCUUAUCUCGUUUCCAAGAAACCACAGUACCUGGACACAUGUAUCCGGUGUGGGGAGCUAACAUGGCAGAAAGGCCUGCUGAAGAAGGGGCCAGGAAUUUGCCACGGUGUAGCUGGCAGUGCCUAUGUUUUCCUUCUGCUGUACCGUCUUACAGGAAACUCCAAGUACAUCUACCGCGCCCAAAGGUUUGCUCAGUUCUUAUUCACUGAAGAAUUCAAAGCCGGUUCACGGGUCCUUGAAAGCAUAUACAGCUUGUACGAAGGCUUCUCUGGCACUGUUUGCUUUCUCAUUGAUUUGCUGCAGCCCAAUCAGGCUGAAUUCCCUCUCUUCAGUGUCUUUGUUUAAAAGGUUCCAUCUCCCAUUGCAGCCUGGCAGAAGUCCCCCUGAGAUUUCCUGAGCCGCCUCUAGGCAGUUUUCCUCCUAAUCCACAUCCAAUGGUAUCACCACCAUGAGCCUGCACAUGGCUGCCAGAGGAACGAGGUCCACCUGAUGAAGAAAGUGUGAUACCAGGCUAGAGAGGGAGCCUGCCAAAGAUGCCACAACUCAUCUAAACACCACAGAUUUAACGUUUCAGGGGAGAGAGGUGAAAACCCAGGAUCAGAGAGAAAAGUAAAAGAAAAAGAAUGUUUUUCAGUUUGUGACACCGAAGGCAAAAUGAACUGGAAAUGAUGGAGACAGAAUGCCAGCACUUUCCAACUGGAGAGCAAAUUGGACCAUCUGUGCAUCUCCACCCCUCAAUUUGGGAGUGAAGACAAUCUAAAUAAUCUAAAAAUAUAUCAAAUAAUUUUGCCCUGUUAAAAACUGUUAGCAGGGAUCAAGUGUCAGGAUGAAGGACAUGAAAAGGCACCCUUGAUUGUCCUAGGCCAUUUUUCUGAGUGGAGAUAUUUGCAUAUGUAUGUGGGUGGUUUUUUUUUUUUUAAAUCACUAUCCUGGGCACUUUAAAAACAUCAUAUCAUAACUUCUUUUAAAUACUGAAAUUUGAAGCUCCCGUAGGCCUUAGAAGAUCUCUUUCCCUAGUUUUGUUUUCUUUCCUAGAGCUCAGAAUAGUAAGAUUCAGGGCGGGAAGGAGUGUAGUUUUAGUGACAGCCUAAGCUUAGUAGCUUAGGGGUGUGGCGUGUUUAGCAUGCACAAGGCCCCAGUUCCAAGCCUAGCACUGCAAACAGAAAGGAAGACAGGAAAAUUCAUAUCUAGCAAAUAAGUGUUUUUAUCAUGUGUUUGUCUCAAUUUGAAGUGUGACCUGUAUAUUGUAUGUUAGUAAUUCUUCAAAUGCCUUUAUCUUUGUAAUCUCUAUGAAGCUAUUAGACUGUAAAAUAUGCUCUCUGUGAUAAUCAUUCAUCUAAAAAAUCAGGGUAACUACCACAAAGGUAAGUCAUUUCUGUAUUUCUUAGAAUACUGUGAAAGACAUGGAAUGAGGAAAGUAGAAGUCGUUAUAGAAAGAAUGUUGCUCCAUUUUAUCUGAUUAGAUUAAGAAUGGAACGAACUCCCUGGCUGGUCACCUUAUCUUGCACAACACAGGACAUGCUAGAGCUUGGCUAUCAUACCAGUUGAUUCUAGUUAUCAUAUGAAGUUUACUUCUGCUAUAAACACAAGUUAUAAAAAUUCAAGUCGAUAGUGGAUUGCUGAACACUAAUAGGAACAACUGCCACUUCAGUACACAGAGUAUGAGUUUACCACAGUCCUGGUAUUUAACCAUUGAAGUUCAAACAUCAUAUUAAGGAAACAGUUGUGCUGUAUAAGAUGUCAUUAUUUCAGUAGCCAUUAGAUAUUUGGAUAUGUAUAUAUACACAGGUACAUAUGUUUAUAUGUUACAUUUAUUACUGUAUAAACUGAAGCACUAUUUGAACCAUAGAUAGACUUUGGGAGGAGUUAGGUAAUACUUUGCUGCCUAGAAACAUUUGUGUGUGUGCUGGUUUGUGGAGCUGUAUGAACCAAUGGAUUUGUGUGGGUUUGUAUGAAUGUUGUAUGUGUGAUCCUAUUUUGGAAAAGAGGACCUCUUGUAUUCAUAAGAUUCUCAAAGAAUCUUACCAAAGAAAAGAACUGUCUUUUUAUAUUUUAUGACUCUUUGUACGUUUACAAGCACCAACACAAGCUGGGACAAAAUGAUUUUUGCAAAACAUGUACCAUGUUGGCUUAUGGUCCCAUUUUACACCCUCAGAUCUCAACAUAUAAAACUGGCUUUAAUUGCUCAUCUGUGAAAAUAAUGUUUGGAGUAAAACUUAAUUAGAUUCCAGUUCUUUCUUGAGGAGGGCAAGCACCUUUUGGAAAGCCUUGAGGAAGAUUCUGUGGCCAGAAUGUUCUCCUUUGAAAGGACCAGUGACAGCUGUCUCACCAUCUCAUUUAAAAUGCAUUGGCCAUGGGCCCCACAGGCUAAAGAUAACCAGCAGCCAGAAUUGGGCCUUUUUAUUAAAGGAAAACAUGCUUUUAUUGUGUCUGAGCAGCCACUCAGUGUGUAUUAGGUGAUCUCCCUAAAUAGAGCUAUGAGGGAGCAAAACAAGGAUUCAAAGUCUGCUUUCUCCUUUGAAGUUCAUGUGGUCAGUAUUCCAGCUAAGAAAUAUGUAAGCACCACAGUCCACAAAUGAUCCCUUCCCUCCAAGGUACCUCCUUUUAAACAUCUGCCCACUUCUUCCAUCAUUCAUUGUACAGACUGAGAAACCAAAGGACUAGGAAAUAACACAUAGAUCAGCUGCAUCUGUUAGAGUUCUAGGAGCUUUAGAAAAACUAGACCUACCUUUUUAAUAUGUAAUAGAGUGACUGUCUUUGUGCUGAUCGUUCUGAAAAGGUCACUAUUUUUGUAUAUCAUAUCUAAAAAAGGGUCAUGUUUGGGUGUGGUCUUUCUGAAGUACCACUUCAGUAAAUAUGAAACAAGGAUACACUUUUUGGGGGGCUAUUAAACCUAUCAUUGAAACUUUCCAUUUUCCUGAAAGAAAAGCACCAUUGGUUUGGGAGGGUCCUCUUCUAUCUUAUUUUUCCAAGAAAGGGAGGAAAGACGCAUAUUUUCAGCAGGAAAGUGAGUUAUGUAAUUUAUUUCAUUAUCAGUUUCA
This is a messenger RNA of Peromyscus eremicus (cactus mouse), 4072 nucleotides long. RefSeq names its product LanC like family member 3 (gene Lancl3). Lineage: Eukaryota; Metazoa; Chordata; Mammalia; Rodentia; Cricetidae. The transcript is spliced from 5 exons. The coding region runs from base 114 to 1376 and encodes 420 amino acids. Gene Ontology annotation, cellular component: plasma membrane. The record is from RefSeq and is a predicted model, not a curated record. Gene Ontology annotation, biological process: peptide modification; carbohydrate metabolic process.